AUGGACGGCGCUCCCGUCGAGGCUCGCUCUCUGGCUUCCAUCGUCAGUCUCGCAUCGAACCCGCCUGCGUAUCCCCGGAAUCCAACCCAGAAGCCGUUGGAGCCACUGGUUCUGUACAUCGUUCGCGUGCCCGGCAGCAAAGACGUCUUUCUCUCGCCGCUGAAACCCCCUACAAAGUCCAGUCUCUCUCCCGAAUCUCUUAAUGCGUCGUUGUACUUCAUACAUGUGGCUGGGCCGCGAGACGAAGAGAUCCUAGAAUGCAUACAACAAGAACAGCAAUCCCAGCAGCAGCAACAGCAGCAGCAGGCCAAGAAUGCAAUACCACAGACGAGUAAGCUGGCGAUCCUGAACCGGACUCGAAGGAAACCGGUGCCAGGUGUUGCUACGGCUCAUACCCAACAUGAAGCGUCCCCUCCACUACCACCUCGACCCCAACACAUAACUCACGGCCAGAGUCAAGAUGCAGAUAUACGAUACGAAAGGGAGAGGGAGCAGGAGGGCCUCAUACCUGUGGAAACAUCUCCAGAACGUAGACAUUCGCCUAUCAAUGGGUCAGGAUCGCCUGGCCAGCCACCCUGGGAGCCGCAACCACCGAUUCUCCCGCCUCGUCCAGUCUCCGGUCGGCCUAUCGACGAAGACACACGACGAUGGAGCGCCCAGGUGCCUUCCUCGACACCCUCUGUAGGGUCGCCAUCGAUGGUGCAGGGCUGGCGGGACCAAGCUUUUGGAACAACAGUGCGAGCCAGCUGGGAUGGCGGAGGGAGGCCCUUAUUCGAGUCGGAGCCCACACCCACACGGCCUCAGAGCCACCGGGGACUCUUACACAUACCAGAGGACGAAGGACCCAAACCGCCGCUUCCCCUGAGGCCGAGAAAAAGUUAUGAACGGCCACGAGAGGCUGUUCCUGCAGCCCCUUUCCACUUGACCCUGAUACGACGUGAUCCAACGCACAGCACCCAGUGGAACGUCGGCACGAUCGAUAAUAUAGGCAGUUCCCCUUUGGAAGGGAGGCCAGACGGCUCUAUAAGGGUUGAAAUCGCGACGCCAGGCUAUCAGAAAUUCGCAGUUGACACGUCUAGAAUGUCGUUCGAAAGUCUAGGCAUUAAGCUUCCUGCCUCAGCACGCAGCUUGGACAUUGCACGGCCCCCCCUUUCCAGCAUGUCCUCGAAUAUGCCCCGAGAGGCUGAAGAUAUAUCAGAUUCAGGUCCCGGGCCAGGUCCUGUCAAAUUCACUCGCCUCCUGAAACUCUCACACCCACCACAGUCGUCGUCUCACCAUCGACACCACUCCUCCUCUCACGGCGGCGAGAUGUUCAAUCGUUCUCCCCCCAAGCCCAGCAAGUACCCCCACAGAGGUAAUGCCCAUUACCACUUCACCUCCAUCUGGAACGGCCACUGUAACUUUGUCACUGCGGCCAACGGAAGGACUUUGAAGUGCAAGCAUACCAUCCCGGGAGCUGCAGGAAACUCACCGUCCUCAGCAGCAACUACGACAGUUGCUGAAAUACGGUUUAACCUGCCGACCUUACUUCCCCGGCCGUCCAGCUCGGGCGACCAAAACAGCAGCCCGACCAAACCCUCUUCCUGGAUCGGAGAGUUGGAUCUGAGCCUUGCUCGUGAAAGGGCCGGCGGAGGCCUUCGCGGCAACAGUGCUAAGCUGGGCAAAAUUAUCAUUGAAGAUGAGGGUUUGAAAAUGUUAGACUUGGUUGUUGCCAGUUGCAUGGGCGUCUUUUGGAAGUAUUACGAUAAUAUGUAG
This is a messenger RNA of Nannizzia gypsea CBS 118893, 1755 nucleotides long. RefSeq lists its product as hypothetical. The coding region runs from base 1 to 1755 and encodes 584 amino acids. The record is from RefSeq and is a predicted model, not a curated record. The transcript is spliced from 2 exons. NCBI's taxonomy places the organism in Eukaryota, Fungi, Ascomycota, Eurotiomycetes, Onygenales, Arthrodermataceae.